AUGAAGACUGCAAGAGCCUUGUACCGAAAAGACAAAGAAAUUCUAGAUCGUGAAUCAGGCGAGCCUAUAAAGAUCAUACAUUGGCCUGCGACUAAGCAGCAAAAGGAAAUUCCUAUCCCUCAACACUUCCAUGAAGGAUAUCUUGAUAAAAUGGAAUUUUGGGCUUAUGAUGACGAAACUGCAACUGCUGCUAUCAAAUUCAAGGAUCAGGAACAAGUUCAGAGGUUGAUAAGUGCCAAAGAUCUUCUUCGAUUCAGAGAGAGGAGGGAUAUCCGAACUUUGGCUCGUCACCAAAUCAUCUGCAGAAAAGACGUUAUGGAAGCAGCUGCCAAAGAGUUUACUGCAAUGGUGGCUACAAUCAUUAACGGAAGGUUGUGGAUGGGCUUGAUGGGAAGAUCAGAUCUAAAGCUGUAUGAGAAGCCAACCAAGAUGUCAAAUGAAUGA
Molecule: messenger RNA, 444 nt
Organism: Lactuca saligna
Lineage: Eukaryota; Viridiplantae; Streptophyta; Magnoliopsida; Asterales; Asteraceae
Source: the annotation of a GenBank genome assembly